AGAUAUAGACAAAACCAAUGUCCAGAAACAGUUCACUAGAGGAGAGAGAGUAGAGAGAGUGAGUUCUCUUAUUUAAUUGAGAGUGAGAGAGGAGGAGAAGAAGUAUAAGUCAUUUGUUGCUGUUCAUCUUCUUGGGUGUCGACCAUGGCUUUCAUGGUGGAGAGAGGUGGAGACAUGGUGACCUCAAUGGACUCCUCCAACAAGUCAGUACCAGCACCAUUCCUCACAAAAACUUAUCAACUAGUUGAUGAUCCUUCAACUAAUCACAUUGUCUCUUGGGGAGAAGAUGAGUCCACUUUUGUUGUUUGGAGACCACCUGAGUUUGCCAGAGAUCUCCUCCCCAACUACUUCAAACACAACAACUUCUCAAGUUUUGUCAGGCAACUCAACACUUAUGGUUUUAGAAAGGUGGUGGCAGAUAGGUGGGAGUUUGCAAAUGAGUUUUUUAGGAGAGGAGAGAAGCACUUGCUGACUGAGAUUCACAGGAGGAGAACUCCACAGAUCAGUCAUCAACAACAGUACUAUCAUCAUGACACUCCACAGCCACCAGCAACUUUUCACUGCAUGGAAGUUACAAGAAGUUGGAUGGAGCCUCCACAACCAAUUUCCACAAGAGAUGCUGAUGUGCUCUCAGCUCUAUCUGAAGACAACCAAAGACUUAGAAGAAGUAACUCUCUUUUGUUAUCAGAGCUCACUCAUAUGAAGAAACUCUACAAUGAUAUCAUUUAUUUCAUUCAGAACCAUGUGAGGCCAGUGCCACCUCCUGAUCAUCAUCAUCAUCAUCAUCAUCAUCACCAAAGGCCUGGAAAGAUUAUAGAGUUGGGUGUUGAUGAGAAGGAAAAGGAGAAGGAGAACACUACUGUGAAGCUCUUUGGUGUUCCACUUCAGAGCAAGAAGAGAUUGCAGUGUGAGAUUGGUCAAGUUCAUCAAGUAUCUGAGUGUGAGUCUCUUGAAGUGUAGGAUUAUGACUUAAUUAAAUCUGAUGGCCUCCAUAUGGAGAUCUUAAUUACCUUCAAGUUUUGAACAUUAUAAUUUGAAGUUGAUGUA
Dioscorea cayenensis subsp. rotundata (Guinea yam) is the source of this 1047-nucleotide messenger RNA. Its product is annotated as heat stress transcription factor B-4b-like. The coding region runs from base 145 to 960 and encodes 271 amino acids. Gene Ontology annotation, cellular component: nucleus. The transcript has 2 exons. The record is from RefSeq and is a predicted model, not a curated record. Gene Ontology annotation, molecular function: DNA-binding transcription factor activity; RNA polymerase II cis-regulatory region sequence-specific DNA binding. Gene Ontology annotation, biological process: regulation of transcription by RNA polymerase II. Lineage: Eukaryota; Viridiplantae; Streptophyta; Magnoliopsida; Dioscoreales; Dioscoreaceae.